AUGAUUUUAGUUGAUUGUCGUACAUUUGUAUUAUACAACAACAGUCAUAUAUAUGGCGCUUUAAAUGUUUCUUGUAGCGACUGCAUAACCCGAAAACGACUGCUAUGUGGUAAGAUAAACAUUGGAGACCUAGUCUCUGGUCCUGAAGAUGCCAAGGUAACAUUUCGACGAUCGCUAGAUGAUGAAAAUGUUAAAAUUGUGCUCUACGAUGAAGAUUCCUGUGAGAAAGUUUCGUCACUGAAGACUCAUCCUCUCAAAGUCAUUUCGACCAGUUUGCUUCAAUUCAACAAGGCUGUGUAUUUUCUUGACGGAGGUAUGAAAGAAUUUUCGAAGAAGCACAAAGGCUUAUGUGUUGAAUCACCGCGAACAGUUCAGUUAGAAUCAAUAUCAUUCAGUCCAACAACACCGCUGCCUGAAGAGAACAUCGAUGGGGCUCUCAUUUCGCAAAUUUUGCCAUUUCUAUAUAUCGGUAACGAACGGGAUUCAUUGAAUGCUCAACUCCUGGCUGACCGUCACGUGACACACGUCAUCAAUGUGACGUCACAUCUUCCCAUGCCUCUGCCAGGUAUACAGUACAAAAGAAUUCCCGCCAGUGACAGCAGCUGCCAAAAUCUCAAACAAUAUUUUGAUGAGGCCAUCAAGUUUAUCGAUGAAGCUCGCAGUAGCAACGGUCGAGUGAUGGUGCACUGUCAGGCAGGUGUGUCCCGAUCUGCUACAAUCGCCAUGGCCUACAUAAUGACUCGCUACAGAGUCUCCAUGAUGAAAGCCUUCAAGAUCGUCAAAAAGAGCCGUCCGAUCAUAGCUCCCAACUUCAACUUUUUGGGACAGCUACUCGAGUUAGAAAGUCGACUUGGUCUGACGGAUGAGUCGAGUUUUGAGAAGCGUGGCUGCCAUCAUCUCGACGACGUUUCAGCAGAUGGUAACAGCACAUGCGCACUUGAAAACAGCAUCGUUGGUUUACUGAUUUCAAAUAAGCCCAACGAAGAUGUAAACGUUAAUAGUUUAAAUAAUGACAAUAACAAAAAUAAUAAUACCAAGAAUAAUAAUAGUGAUAAUAACAAUAGUAAUAACAAUGGUGAGUGUGAAGGUCAAAUGUUUUCAACGUCGACUUCGUCGUUGGUGUCUUGUUGA
Messenger RNA from Helobdella robusta, 1131 nucleotides. RefSeq lists its product as hypothetical. The transcript is spliced from 4 exons. Gene Ontology annotation, molecular function: MAP kinase tyrosine/serine/threonine phosphatase activity; protein tyrosine/threonine phosphatase activity. Gene Ontology annotation, cellular component: cytoplasm; cytosol. Gene Ontology annotation, biological process: negative regulation of MAPK cascade; protein dephosphorylation. Lineage: Eukaryota; Metazoa; Annelida; Clitellata; Rhynchobdellida; Glossiphoniidae. The record is from RefSeq and is a predicted model, not a curated record. Bases 1 to 1131 code for a protein of 376 amino acids.